AUGACGUGUCUGAGAGUGACACAGAUGACAGGGCAGCUCAACACGUGGCUUAAUGACGGGAGGGUGAUCGCCGUGGGGCUGUUCAUUCUGUGGCUUUGUGCCCCACAGUCAGCACCGCAAGAUGUGGUGGUCACCGUGGAAUCCAGCAAGUGUUAUGGUAAAAGUGACUGUUCACUUCACCUCAUGAACUGUUCAGCCAGACACAGGAUGGCCAUCAAAGAGGCUGCCUACUAUUUUCAAACAACGGCCAGGUUCACCCAGUGUGGAGGUGCUGUUAACGCAGUCCCUCCUUACUGCAUGGACGACUGUUGCAGAAACAAUGGAUCAGAUUGCUCGCAGUCCAUGACCCCUGACAACCUUGAACUCGUUCGAAGUUCAUGCUCUUACCAGACCACAUGCAGUACUCGGGCUCAGUGGGCAGGAAAAGUCACCUGUGGAAGUGGUUUUGCUGUUUCUUCCACCUAUGAUGUACUGCGGGCUGACUGUAUCUCAGAUGAUGUCAUAGUCGACCCAUGCACUGACGUGACUGUUAAAGGAAAUUUACUUUCCAUCAUCUACGGCUACAACACAGUAGUCAACCCCAACUGCACCUGUCGCUUGGAUGCGACCUCUGGCAACGACACCAACAACAACCAGAAUAUCAUCAUCAGCGCCUACGACAUCAAUGCCAGCUAUGAUAGCGUUUGGUCAAUGACGAUAACCAAGGCUGCUGACACAGGCACCGCCGAGAUAACACUGAGGUGCGGUCAGGAUGUCACCGAUUAUGAACGUUACCUUGCUUAUUUGUCCAUAACGACGACAACUACAACCUCCACUACAACACCGCCACCAACUACUACAACACCACCACCAACAACUACUACAGCAACAACACCGCCAGCAACUACUACAACACCAAUGACGACCACCACAACACCAACAACAACUACUACAAUAACAACAACCACUACAACACCAACUACAUCAAUGUCAUCAACGUCUUCUACACCAGCAACAACCACUACAAUACCAAUAACGACCUCCACAACACCACCAACAACUACAAUAACAACAACCACUACAGCACCAACUACAUCAGUGUCAUCGACUUCUACUACACCAGCAACAACCACUACAAUACCAAUAACGACAUCCACAACACCAACUAAAUCAGUAUCAACAACCGAAACGUCAACUACAUCAAUAUCAACAACAUUAACAUCAGCCACAACCAAAGUGACAACGCUUGCAACAACGACGGAGGCUCUGACAUCAGUUACGCCCUCAACGACUUCAACAACCGUACCUGUACCAACGACAAAUGCUUUUGCUGUCACAUCGUCCAGAUCCUCAGUGAACAGCACCACACCUGCACCACCCAUCGCUGACACUACAGCUGCCCCGGGAACUGCUGCACAGAAGUUUGCUGACGAAGCGUCAGAGGGUCUGCCCGUGGGAGCCAUCGUCGGCAUCGUUGUGGCUGCCGUGGUGUUGAGCGUUGUCGUAGUGUCGCUGGCCGUUCGCUUCAGAAGAAACUGCUACGACGAAGUCACCGUGAAGCUUUUACCAGACCAGUCCAGCAUCCGGGACCUUAACUGGAGGCAGCAGAGGUCAGAGCAGCGGUCGCUCAAGCUGUACAGUCCGGGGAGUGGGAGGAACUCUGCGGGCGACGGCUGGCACAGUCAGCCCCAGGAGAUGGAGGUCGUCAUUACACCCACACACGCCGACAGCGCCACCAGCUGCAACAAGGGAGAUAACAGUAAGGGGCCAGAUACCGACAGCGCCAUGAAGAACAGCAAGGGAGACUACAACCCCACCAGACGCCGUAGACCAUGAGACAGGAAACAAGGGAGACAACACCAAGGGAGUCGGCGAUAUUGCAGGACCAAGAUGGCCGCCAUUCCUAACGGCCAUGCUCCUUUUGUCAGUCACGUAACUGUUGGCACUGACAGGUCCCAGGUCAGGAACUCCCCGCCUGGAGACGCCAUUGACGAGACGUCAGGUGGUCGACAUAACGGCCCGCAACACUCACAUCCGGGCAACAAACAUGAGAGUGGGGUCAAGGCCGAAGUAGACACAACGAACAUCUACAGUAACAUCGACGACUGUAGUGAAGCCAAGGACACACAAACAGAGCUCAGACACAGCUAUUUACAGUAACAUCGACGACAACCAGCAGAACGCAGACACAGCUAUUUAUAGUAACAUCGACGACACCCAGGAGGAUUUGGACACGACGGUUACCAGACUGUAAGCAGCUCCACCCUACACUGUGUGUAACAAACUGUGAAAAUGUCCAUCUUGUCACGUGAUAAACCAGGCUAGCGGAUCAUCCAGUGUGAGAAAAAGAAUGAGUGUCGCGAUGCGGAACGCACUUUGUUUACGACUGAGUGAAAAUAGUGGAGUGGAGGGGCCUGCCAUCGUCUGCUCGCACUGGACACGACAUGAUUGAGGCCCGUGGUCUCAGUGUUGCUUGUUGUUAAUGUCACGUGUCAUGUGUCAUGUGUCAUCUGUUAGUGUCAGAUUAAUUGAUGUCGACGAAGGAGUCUGCCCCUGACCUUCAGUUCUGCAUAUCACGUGACAGUGCAUUUAAUGUCUCGUUCUUGCGGUGAGUGUGGCAACGUUCAAUUGUUCUAUCACGCGAUUUGUGAAUGUAGCGUAACUUUCACAUGUGAUGAGGUAAACAGUUAUCGACAGGAUGAUUGUGAUUAAAAAAAAUAAAGUGAUCAGUUUUGGACAGACUAUGAAAUAUUUUGGUGAUUUCAUGCUGCAUUGUGAUUUCCUUUAAUCCUACGACUCGCAAAAAGUAGAUAAUACAGUCGAAAUAGAUAUAUUUUGGCUGAAUUGUAAUAUAAACAAAGCUAUGCAGUACCAACAUUUUCAUUUGAUCUGCUGAGGACUUUGUAAUGGUCAUCAAAGGUGUCAUCAAAAACUGCACGUGCGUCAAAAGGAUGACAGACGUGCACUAUGCAUGUAACGACAGCCGCAGUAUCACGACUUCAAAUGAUGUGUUGCUGACUGAAAAUGAUGCUCCACAAUAAAAAUGCUUCACAGAAAACGCAAAACCACGAAUAAUAAUAAUUUGCUCCUCUGUCGUUCUGGCUAUAUUUACGAUCUCUAAAUAAAAGUCUGCGAACAUGUUUAUA
Molecule: messenger RNA, 3125 nt
Organism: Pomacea canaliculata
Lineage: Eukaryota; Metazoa; Mollusca; Gastropoda; Architaenioglossa; Ampullariidae
Product: mucin-5AC-like
Exons: 11
Coding region: 1-1815 (604 amino acids)
Source: RefSeq, a predicted model, not a curated record